Molecule: messenger RNA, 351 nt
Organism: Paramecium octaurelia
Lineage: Eukaryota; Ciliophora; Oligohymenophorea; Peniculida; Parameciidae
Source: the annotation of a GenBank genome assembly
AUGGGAACUUGUCAAACCUCAAGAAAAAGAAUUAAAAGCAACACAUGGACCAUAUGUGAAGGACUUUAAUAAAAAAAAUUAGAUUCCACUUGCUAACGGUUGUCACUAUAUUUAGAAUUGGUUGGAGACACUCACUCCCUCGGUGGCUACUUGCAAGAACGAAUUAGAACUCUAUUUGAGAUCAAGCAAAAACUAAAUCCAAAUGCAACUUAAUCAUAAAAGAUCAAAUCAAUGCAGGAAGCAUCCGAAAUUAUAGAAUACCUCUAUAAUGACAAGCACUUUAGUCAAGCAUUCCCUAUUUUAAGGGAGAGUCUCUUCGAAAUCACAUAAGUGUCAAUAGUACUAGACUGA